This is a messenger RNA of Zasmidium cellare ATCC 36951, 432 nucleotides long. RefSeq lists its product as uncharacterized. Bases 1 to 432 code for a protein of 143 amino acids. The record is from RefSeq and is a predicted model, not a curated record. The transcript has 2 exons. Lineage: Eukaryota; Fungi; Ascomycota; Dothideomycetes; Mycosphaerellales; Mycosphaerellaceae.
AUGCAUGGCGUGGGAGAGCUGUCUCGUCCAUGGUUGAUGCAGAGCCAGCCCACGCCCGCGAGACGGCAGACUCGACGAGCUCCACCAGCACUGAACGAACUGAACGCAGAGUGGCCCCUCUCCGUUCCAGCGCCUGCACCCAUCGAGCCAUCCCAACUGCGAGUGCAGCGCACAGCGUCUGAGACGAAGUGCGCUGCCGGCGGCCCACUUGCUGUGUUGCGUGCCCUUUUCUGGCGUCGUCGCUGGCGGGCUGCUGCUGCUACGGCGUCAAGCAAGGGAAUUCUUUGUUUGAGCAUCGUCGGAUCUUCGCGAUCAGCGUGCGAAUCGGCCUCAAGGCGUCAUCUGAUUUGCGGGACGACGCGCUUGCAGGCGUGCAAUUUCGCACCAGCAGACCUCUCUGCUGACCUCGUGCCGGUUGAUUCUCUGCGUUGA